Molecule: messenger RNA, 902 nt
Organism: Prunus mume (Japanese apricot)
Lineage: Eukaryota; Viridiplantae; Streptophyta; Magnoliopsida; Rosales; Rosaceae
Source: RefSeq, a predicted model, not a curated record
AUGGUUAAAGCAGAUACAGUAAAGAAAACAACAGCCAAAUCCAGACCAGCUGCUCGCUCUUUGGGGACAAAAGAGGCCACCCAUCAUGUUGUUGCGCUGGAUGUGAAAGCUCAAAAUGGUUUAAACAUAGAGAAGCAAGAGAAGUCUGCUUUACGCAUCGAUGGGCCUGAGGCAGAGGAUGCUGCAGACUACAAAUCACAACAUGGUUUGGGUACAGAAUUGCCUCUUGUGAAGUUCAACGACGAGCGGUGGAAGAAAGGGACAUGGGAUCUAAAUAUGUUUUCCAAGGAUGGCAAUUUGGACUGGGAUGGCAUCAUUCUAGCAGAAGCAAGGAGGAGGAAGUUUCUUGAGCUUCACCCAGAAUCAGCCACCAACGACGACCCGGUUGUGUUUAGGAGCUCCAUCAUACCAUGGUGGGCAUGGAUGAUGAGAUCCUAUCUCCCGGAGGCUGAGCUGAUCAAUGGUCGAGCGGCAAUGGUUGGGUUCUUCAUGGCAUAUGUUGUAGAUGCUUUGACAGGGCUCGGUGUUGUAGGACAAACUGGCAACUUCAUAUGCAAGGCAGGGUUCUUUGUGGCAGUCAUUGCUAUAAUAUUCAUCAGGCGAACCCAAGAUUUUGAGAACUUAAAGAAGCUAGCUGAUGAAGCUACUUUCUAUGACAAGCAAUGGCAAGCUUCGUGGAUAGAUCGAAAUGCAACAAGUGGUUCUUUAGAUCAAACUGGAAAGAAAAUUUAAGCCUGCCUUCCAAGAGAAAUUGUAUUUAUCUUACUAGUUGGACCACUGGUUUGUUUAUCUCUAGUAUUAAAUUACAAUGACAUAAUCUAAAUAUUUUGUUUGACCUAGAUUUUUGUUCUCAACUCCAGUGCUGGUCAAUGAUCAAUCCAUAAACCAUUCUAAUUUACAAU